AAUUGAUAAUGAUUGGCCUGUAACAUUGUUUUAAAUAUAUUAUCCAGUAUGGAUGAGUUUCCCCUAGUUUAAACCUUAACAAUUGAUAAGGCUUAGCGUUUAGUAUUGUCCGUACAUUAAGAUCAACCACUGUGACAUCAAGUUGCUAUUGAAAUAACAAAGACACAUAGUCUCGGCCAAGUAAUUCGUGAUUGUAACAGUUAAACUUUAUUUUCUGUCGUUUUUAGUUUGUUUUUUUCUCCACCGUUUGGAGCAAUUUUUGUGUCAGGAGCACGCCACUGUUAAUGAUGACGACCGAAAAAAAGUUAUCAUGCACGUGCGUAACGCAUCUUUUGAAAUAUUUAAACGCCUUUAGAUGGAACAAAGAAUAUGUCAAUGUUGAUAAAUGGAAAUUUUACAAUUGGAAAGCUAAAAUCAUCUCGUUUGUUUGUCAUUUAUAAAUCAUCAAUCUGUGUAAAUAACAAGACAAUAUCAAUAUAUGAAGCAUACUCUAAAUGUCGGUAUUAUUAUUUAUUCCAAGUUCACUGUGAUAUAUAAGUUACAAUCAUUCACCGAAAGUUUAAAAAAAAAAAAAAAAAAAAAAAAAGAUGCUUUGUCUUUUAGUUUUGAUAAUGAUUAUAACAAAUCUGCUUCAUAUGAGUACUAAACCGGUAGGUCUGUAUGUGUGCACAUGUACUAUCCAUUGGAAUACUGACUGCUUGUUUAUAUACAUAUUAUAUUAUCCAACACAUAUCAUGAAUAUGUUGUAGAUAGAAAAUAAUUCAUUUUAAUGACAUUGUCCUUGUUGUAUUUAAUUGUGUUGUUACUCUCUGAGUAAACACAACUGCAGUUUAAAUAAAUAUAGAUAAAUCAUGAGCGGGCGCUGUUACAUAACUGCCUUCGAUGAUUACUUUGAUCAAUCCACAAACAUGAAAAGUAAUUAUGUAACAUACAUUGUUAUAUAUUAUUUAUGUUUACACGUAUGGAAAUAGCAUUGGGGAGAAGUAAAUAUUUAUCAUAUACAACACUUUAUUCAGUUGAUUUUGAAUUUUUUCAAGUAAUACAUUUAAAGAAGUCCACGAAGAAGCGGAGUUUUAUUGGUCACAGCUACAGAACGACUUUCUUGAGGAAUACAGUGUAAAAACGAUAUUUCCAAUACAUGUCCAGUUACUUGUUUUACCGGUGGUCAUCAUCCAUGCCUUCAUAUGGUUUUGUUGUCCUUAUCUUGGUGGAAAAUUGUAUGAAAAAUUUCGCAGAGAUGAAGAAGUUGAUUAUGGUCGGAGAGACGACGUUAAAGACGAAACAACUUUAAAUCGUGGUCCUAUGUUUGUAAGAGUUUUCCUGUAUAAUACAAAUUUUGAUUUGAAGCUAAAAUCAACGAAUGAAGCCGAGGGAAAUGGUGCUAUGAAAGCAAAAGGGGAAAUAGACAUCAUGGAAACUGACAGAAUAACGAAGCUUCAGGCUCAAUUGGAUUCCAAUAGCUUCAAGCUAGAACAGCUUAACGAGAGAAACGAUAAACGAAAUCAAAAGUUAUGGAACAAACAGAAAGAUAUGGAUAAAUAUUUGAGGGAUAUGAAGAUAGUGAUAAUGACCAGACUGAAAGGUAUGCAUGGUAGUUUGGGAAGAAUAGAGAAGGAGGUAUCAAAUACCGCCAAAAUUAUAAAAGAUGCAGACUUCACCUCGGAUGAAGAGGAAGAGGAAAAGAAAAGUGAUACCUCGACGUCAGAUGAAGAGGAUUCUGAUGAAUUGUCUAGUUCUGUGGAUUUAGAACCAUCACAUGAUCCAGAUUGUAAAAUGCAAUAAUCAGACAAUAGAAAAGUUGUAGGCAUGUUUGAACCAAAAAUAUUUUUUUGGAAACAGCAAUAUGGCCAUUUGUACCAUAACAUAUUGUAUGUACUUGACCUCCGGAAUAACACUGGAGUGAUUGUCUACUAUAUGCCUAUAAUCAUCUGUAGUGUCAUAACUUAUGUAUUUACAUUUGUAAUAAUUUAAUUUUGGAUUUAACACGUCUUCUGAUUGGCUGAAAGUGUUUUGUCUAUCAGCUCAUUCGAAAUAACAUAAAAUAUGUGGUGCACACUUUUAAAUAAACUGCUACGCGGUUUAUUCAGUGUGCACCACAUUUUUGAUGUUAUUUCUUCAUACACAGAAAAUACAUUACAGUCAUUCCUUAUGUAUGAUUAUGAAUAAGAUUUUUCUCGUGGUAAUUUCCAUGUAUUUCUCACUGUUUUCAAAUGAAGUUCAAAAUAAACAAAAGUGCAGGUAACAACUUUAUUGUGUUGUUUGUCAGAUCAUGGACAUGCAUUUUGUUUGCAAAACAUCGAAUUUCAUAAUAACAAUAAUUUUUAUUCGAUUAGAUUUUAACUUUUUUUUCCUGUUAUCAGUUUGCCGUAGAAACAGCGACGGUUUGACCAAAACAAAUGCUUACGGUCACUUUAACGUAUAUAAACAAACAGCAAAUAAACCUAUAUUCAUCAAAAUGUUUUUCAAUUUCCCUUUUUAUUUUAGAGUGUUGCUUUAACUAAAGAAAACGUCCCCUUACAUAAUUUUGUAAUUGAUAAUAUUCUUAAUAUUCUUAGUUGUGUUAUACUGUACGCAAAUGUUAAGCUAUACUUUAUUGUUUUUUUUAUAUAUUUAUUUAAAGUUAUAUCAAAAUAAUUGCGAAUCUUACUGUCAAAUGAAUGUUUACAAUGAAAUUGACGUUUUUAUCAACGUUUCUAGUAGGUUUUAGUUUUCAAAUAUUUUGUUAUCAUGCAAUUCGUGAUCAAUGGAUUAUUAUGCCCGAACAUUUGAGGAGUAUAAGUUAAUUUUAUCACGUAUAUAUCAUCACAUCAUCCUUUGGUAGAUUGACUAAAGAUAUAAAUGUUUUAAAAAUAAAGUUGACACAGUUUAAUGUUUUGAAAAUGUGGUCUUUGGUACUUUCAAAAGUUUCAAAAUAUGACCUUAACUUUAUGUUUUUCUCUUUUUUCUUUAGGGCUGGGGUGUUUUUAUUUUUGUAUAUUUUUUAUCAUGUUGUUAAAACAUGUGUAAAAUGCUGACGGUUUUUAUUUUAAUAAAUAGAUUAAUAUACUAAUAAAAAUAUGCUUAAAAGAAAAUGAUAUCUUUAAGUUUGUCUGUCACCACUUAAUAGUGAUGUUUAAGCAAAUGCAAAACACUGUUUGACUUUAACAAUAAAUUCAAAAGAUUAUUUGAUUUUCAAAUAAAAUAGAAAUGAACACAUUAGCGAAGGGUCUCCACUUUGAGGAUAUUGGAAGCAAGCUUGUUGUAAGUAUUUGGCAAGUAAAGGGUGAGACUGAAAUCUGGUACAUUUUACUAUGCUAACUGGCUAAUGUUAGUAAAAUGAUGUCUUUCCAAGCUUCAAAUGUAAUACAAUAAAUUGGUUGAAUAUUAUUAAAAUUAAAAGGAAAGAUUGGUUCAAUCCCUUAUAACUAUUACAUAUUCUAUUAGGCAAUUGACGUUGAUGUAUUACACCUGUUAUCCAAAUGUUACACUAUUUGUCAUGCUGUUUUUUUGUGUUUGUUUAUUUUUUGUAAAAGAAUAUAAAACCUCAUUGAACAAUAUUUUCUUAACUUAAUUCUGAAGUUGAUGUUAAAAGUUCCGUAUCACUUGCCCGAACUGAUUUUGGUAACUAAGGAAUGAUUUUGUUAAUCAAUUAUCUGAUGAAAUAUUCAUAUUUUAUAUUUACUUUUUAUGUUUCUGUACAACUUUCUUGAUUUUUUUGAUUUUUUUCAAAUAAAACAAAUGUAUUAAAUAUAUAGUGCUAUACAUGUGCAGUUCUGAUCAGUUAUGAUUCUACAACCUGUACCGAUAGUGAUUACUUAUAUUUUUCCAUUGCAUAAGGCCAUGGGUUUCUCAGACUGUUUAUGACGUCUAUAUACUAAAUCCGUUGGAUGUGUAGAGAUUUAUAUUCUUAAGUCUUGGAGAACAUGAUUUGUUUGUUAUAACAUAUUGUGUUAUUUUAUUAGUUAUGUACUUUGUACCAAUUUAUUUGUUAAGCCAUUUGUUUGAAAUUGAUUUUUACGGUGUUCUUGUUUUAUGCUAGUACACUGCUGCCCCAGGUUAGUGGAAGGUUGAGCGCUAAAAAAAAAGGUCAACUCCACCACAUCUUGUUUGUACCUGUCCCAAGGCAGGAGCCUGCAAGUCAGUGUUUGUCGUUACUUUAUGUCUAACAUAGUUGUUUUUCAUAAUUUGUCCUGCAAUAAAUUAGGCUGUUAUUUUUCUCGUUUAAAUAAUUUUUGAUUUGAUUUUUUUUUAUUUCGAAACAUUUUUUAGAAGACUAUACGUUUUUGGUUUUUGUUCAUUCCCAAGGGCAUGCAGUGACCAACAAAAAAGAUUACAUUUACGUUAUUUCAACUCUGAUGGAUAUUUGUCUCAUUGACUAUAAAUUGUUUUCCAUUCGUUUGAUGUGUUUGAACUUUUGAUUUUGACAUUUGAUAAGAUUUCUGAUUUGAAUUUUCUUCGGAGUUCGGUAUUUUUAUUAUUUUACUUUUCCUAUCAACUCGCCUUAAUGUUAUAAUGUUUAGGAUUUUGUCAUAUUGUUUAUCAAAACAAUGUAGUUCAAUUUAUUUUAUUUUUUUGCAUUUGUCGUUAACUUAUACAGUAAUAAUAAUUCCGAGCAUCGCAUUUGAAACUUUACUAAAAAAUGUUAUAACAUACCAGUAUAAUAGGAAACAUUGACAAUGUCAAAUGUGAUUUGUUGUCUCACGAAUAAAAUGAAAUUAUGAAAUAAUAGCGAAUAUGAGGUAGACAUUUAUUUAUAUUUUAUUUUUUAUUUCAUCUUUAUAAAUGUGACGCUACAUUGUACCUGCAUACAAUCAUAUUGAAUGUUCAUCUGUAUCCCUUUUUAUAGUUUAUCUGUAUACUCGCUUGUCAAUGCUUUAAUAAAGACGCUUCAAAUUUA
Mytilus californianus (California mussel) is the source of this 4876-nucleotide messenger RNA. RefSeq names its product transient receptor potential cation channel subfamily M member-like 2. NCBI's taxonomy places the organism in Eukaryota, Metazoa, Mollusca, Bivalvia, Mytilida, Mytilidae. Gene Ontology annotation, cellular component: membrane. Gene Ontology annotation, biological process: calcium ion transmembrane transport. Bases 1303 to 1782 code for a protein of 159 amino acids. Gene Ontology annotation, molecular function: ligand-gated calcium channel activity. The transcript is spliced from 8 exons. The record is from RefSeq and is a predicted model, not a curated record.